GUGCUCUGUCCCCUCCAAGCAAUCCAGCGGUACCCUAUCCCCAACCCCUCAUGUCUCUGUCCCACAAAUUGUCCAUCUCUGAGUAAUGAGUUUUUCAUAAAUUGUUAUUGUGUAAUUUGGUGAAAGAAGUUUCAGUUGCAGAACAAGAACAAUAAUAGCAAUGGAAGUGAUAAACAGGUUUAUAGCUCUGAAGAGUCAUGUAGAGGGUGCACCGAGGGAAUCGGAUUUUGAGCUCAAAACGGAAGCAAUUUCUUUAAUGGUUGAGCCUCAUUCCAAUUGCAUCAUCCUCAAAAACCUCUAUGUAUCCAUAGAUCCUUAUCAGAUGAACCGUAUGAAGAGUUACAGUUCUUCCCACAAGGCCGUCGAUUCUUCAGCUGGAAUCGUUCCUGGCCAAGCUAUUGAAGCUCAAGGCAUAGCAAAAGUAGUGGCUUCAGGCAAUCCCGACUAUGAAAAGGAUCACUUGGUUGUGGGUUUCAUAAGCUGGGGAGAGUAUACUGUGACAAAAUCACCUGCCUCGUUAGCUAAAUUGGACCCUUUGGGUUUCCCAUUGUCCUACCAUCUUAGCAUAUUAGGAUCCAGUGGACUGACAGCAUAUGCUGGAUUUUUUGAUAUAUGCAAGCCUAGGAAAGGAGAGAAAGUGUUUGUAUCAGCUGCUUGUGGAUCAGUUGGAAAUUUGGUAGGACAAUAUGCAAAGCUCUUUGGCUGCUAUGUAGUAGGGUGUGCUGGAAGUAAAGAAAAGGUAGCAUUAUUAAAAGACAAGCUUGGAUUUGAUGAUGCAUUCAACUAUAAGGAACAAACUGACUUAAAGUCUACCCUGAAGAGGUAUUUUCCUGAUGGUAUUGAUAUAUAUUUCGACAACGUUGGAUCCGAAAUGCUGGAAGCAGCAAUUACCAAUAUGAACAACUUUGGUAGAAUAUCUGCAUGUGGAGCAAUCUCAGAGUAUACAAACAUGGAAAGAAAACCAACAAUCGAUAUGAUAGAUAUAGUGUACAAGAGGAUCAAAAUGCAAGGAUUCUUAAUGCCUGAUCACUUGAACCUUCAUUCAGAAUUCAUGUCAACAACUUGUGUUUACAUUCGUAAUGGCAAGAUUCAAAUCCUAGAGGAUGUCUCAAAUGGCGUGGAGAGCAUUCCUUCAUCAUUCAUUGGACUGUUUAGUGGAGAUAAUGUUGGAAAGAAGAUGGUCAAGCUUUUUGAAGAAGAUUGAUUGCCAAUGUGAGACUCCACAAACAAAAUGUGACUUGAAUCAAAAUCUUCUGCUGACAAAAGACCAGUGAUGAAAUUCUUGAGCCUUUCAGCACCUGGACCAGGCUUAAGGUCAGUGCUGUUUGGUCUGAUAUUAUUAAGGACACUCAUAUUUGAAUCUCCUUCAUUACUGAACCACCACCCACUUGGCGAAAACCCGUCAGCAUUUCGACCUAAAAUGUCGGAGUCGAUCUUAUCAAGCACCGAAUCGUCGCUGUCGAAUUUUCUUGCAAAUGGUGCAUUGCUAUCCACCAUAGCUUGGAAAUCAUCAAGAGUGAGAAAAUGAGGGUGCUGCUUUGGAGGAUUAUCCCAAGAUAUGAAGUGAAGGUCAUGGUUUACUGUUGUGUUCUUGAACUCCUCGGCGUUGCAGAUUACUGUGUGAAAAUAACCCUCCGGCGAAGAGAGGAAAUUUGCAUAGUACAUUAGGACUAUCCUCGGCAGAUUGUCCCAUCCCCAUAUGCAGUACUCGAUAAAAGGACGAGAGAGCAUCAUCCAAGCAGAACCUGAAAAAAAUAAAUUGGUUUAUUCCAAAACCGAAUGAAAUUGAAUUUAUAAGCAUAUUAUAAAAGCAUUCAAACUGAACCAAAUCAAGCUAAUCGGUUUGGUUGAUUUUUGAUUUUGUUUGUACCGAAAUUGAUUUUUUUUACGUCCAAAACUAAACUGAACUAAAAAAAUUGUUCUUCUAUUAAAUUUUCAGACCAAACUGAAUUUAUUUUAGCGGUUUGGUUUGACUUUUACA
This is a messenger RNA of Mercurialis annua (annual mercury), 1981 nucleotides long. Its product is annotated as 2-alkenal reductase (NADP(+)-dependent)-like. Gene Ontology annotation, molecular function: oxidoreductase activity, acting on the CH-CH group of donors, NAD or NADP as acceptor. The record is from RefSeq and is a predicted model, not a curated record. NCBI's taxonomy places the organism in Eukaryota, Viridiplantae, Streptophyta, Magnoliopsida, Malpighiales, Euphorbiaceae. The transcript has 6 exons. The coding region runs from base 161 to 1204 and encodes 347 amino acids.